AACGUACUUCAGUUUCCAAACCGGAGAAACAUGAUGAGUUCCAAGUGUCCCAACUCUAUUGUCGACCUCAACUCCUUUCGAUUUUUCAUGGACAUGGGAUCAUCUUCUAGGGUUAUGCCACCCAAAUAUCAAAGACCAACCUCAAGCUUGUAUCUUCAUUCACGUGAUGCUUUGUCUUCCUUUGGCAGAGGAAUUUGUGCCCUAAGGGACACUGCUGCUGAAGAUUUCAAUUUUUCAUGGGCGAUCGGAAAUAGUAUGCAUCUGCGGACAGACGCAUGUUAUGCCAAGGUCAUGAAAUUCGGUGAACUAUCUUCUUCAACGGGUGAAUAUGCGAUGAUCUACUACAGAAUUCUAGUUCAGGUCAAAUGGUUGUUGAAACUUUCAGAGAUCCCAGAAUUCAGAGACGUACCUAGUUUCAGUGAGCAUGCUCAGUGUUACUUACAAUGAAUUAUUGAUCGAUUUUGCAUGGUGGAAGCCAUAGAAAUGACAGAGAGGUUGGAGAAAAAAACAAACCAUGAUCAUGUUAAAGCAGUGGAAUACUUCUUGAAGCUGAGAUGCAGAUCAAGACCAGAGAUAGCUAAGGUGCUCGAUACUUUUCAUUUUGCUUGCACAUCAGAGGACAUCAACAGUCUUGCGCAUACGUUAAUGUUAAAAGAUGCUAUGAACAAUGUUAUAUUUCCUGUCAUGGACGAUCUGAUCAAGGCAAUGUCUACCAUGUCAAGGGACAAUGCUUCCAUUCCAAUUCUUUCUCGCAGGGACGGAAACACGGUCUCACCCACAACUUUGGGGAAGGAAAUGGCCAAUUUUGCUGUCAGGCUAAGCAUACAGAGGCACAAACUUUCUCAAGUUAAGAUAAUGGGGAAGUUUCCUGGUGCUGUAGGAAGUUCCAAUGCUCAUUAUGUUACAUAUCCUCAUAUUAAUUGGCCGCAAAUUGCUGAGGAAUUCGUGACUUCUCUUGGAGUGAGUUUCAAUCCUUAUGUUACUGAGGCCGAGACUUACGACUACAUGCCAAAACUUUUCAAUGCUAUUAACCGAUUCAAUAGUAUAUUGAUCGACUUUGAUAAAGAUAUGUGGGACUACUUACAUUUUGGUUACUUCAAGCAAAGUGAGUAUAUAAAUUUUCAUUAUAGUGAAGCAACUCUUGGUGCAGCUAGAGAAGCUCUUUCCUACCUGAUUAGUUUGUUGCCUAGAUCUCGUUUUCUGGAAGACUUGACUGAUUCUAGUAUUCGGAGGAACAUGAGUAAAGGAUUAGUAUGUUCUGCUCUUGCCUACAAGAGUACACUUAAGAAUAUAGCAAAGAUUCAGAUUGAUGAAGCUCUCGUGAGUGAGGAGUUGAACCACUCUUGGGAGGUACUUGCUGAAGCAGUACAAGCUGUAAUUCGAAGAUAUGGUGUUCCUGCAGAGACCUAUGAGAAGCUUAAAGAACUAACAACGGGGAGAAGGGUUACCAAAAAGAGUGUAAGAAAGUUUAUUGAAGGCUUGGAAUUACCUAAAGAUCAUAAGACCAUUUUGUCAAAGCUAACCCCACAUAGCUAUGUUGAAGAAGAUGUUAAAUUCGCUAAAAUGGUAGACAUGGGAGUUAAAGCAGCUAUAAGAAACACCAAUAUCAGUGCAACCGCUGGGCCACAAUUGGAUGUUCUGUGUACGGGUAAAUUCAAGGACUUGGCUCCUUAUAUGAGUGAGUAUGGUCUAAUCUACUUCCGUGUUCUAGUUAAGAUCAAAUGGUUGUUACUGCUUUCAGAAAUUCCUGAAGUGACAGAGGUACCUAGGUUUAGUAAAUCUGCUCAAUCUUAUUUGCAAGAAAUAAUUGAUGGAUUUAACAUCGAUGAUGCAUUUGAAGUAAAGAACCUUGAGAAAGUGGCAAACGACGGUGUAGCUGCGGUGGAGCGGUUCACGAAACAGAGAUGUGAAUCACAUCCAGAAAUAGCUAAGGUGGUUGGAUUUUUUAAUUUUGCUUGCACAUCUGAGGAGGUCAACAAUCUUGCCCAUGCACUAAUCCUAAAAGGAACCAUGGACAAUGUCAUAUUUCCUGCCAUGGAUGAUUUGAUUCAUGCAAUAUGUGGCAUUGCUAAGAACACUGCUCAUAUUUCUAUUCUCUCUUCCACUCAUGGACAGCCUGUUGCGUUUACAACUUUGGGGAAAGAAAUGGCAAGUUUUGCUGUGAGAUUAAGCAGAGAACGGAAAGAGAUUUCGCAGCUGGAGCUAAUGGGGAAUCUCGGAGGUGAGGUUGGAAAUUACAGUGCUUAUCAUGUUGCAUAUCCUGGUAUUAAUUGGCCUCAAGUUGCUGAACAGUUUGUAACAUCUCUGGGUUUGAGUUUUAAUCCCUAUGUUACCCGGAUCAGAGCUUAUGAUUAUGUGGCAGAACUUGUUCAUGGCGUUAGCCAGUUCAACAAGAUAUUGACGGACUUUGAUGGAGACGUAGAAGGCUACAUGUCUAUGGGUUGUUUUAAGCAAAUAAACAAGACUAGUGAAGGCAUUAACAUUGGUGCGGCCAGUGGCAAUCUGUGUUCCCUGAGCAGGAAGCUACCUAUUUCAACUCUUUUGAGGAACAUGGGGUCAAGAUUAGAGCAUUCUCUUGUCACCUACAAAAACACACUCGAUCUAAUAUCAAGACUCGAGGUGGUCGAUAUAGAUUGCCCGAUUGAGGACUACUUGAACCUCUAUUCCGGAGCUCUCGUUAAAGAGUUAGAGACGGUAGUGCAAAGAUAUGGUGUCCCCAAGCCCUAUGAAAAAUUUAAGGAACUAACCGGAGGACGAGCAGUCGUUACCAAGGAAAGUAUACUGGAUUUUAUUCAACGCUUGGAAGUACCUAACGAAGCAAAAACCAUUCUACUCAAGUUAACACGAUGUAGCUACGUCGGAGCCGCUUCGGAAUUGGCCAGAACAGUAGACAUCGCCGUGAAUUCUUAACUCUGUAAAGUUGUCAUCCACUAUUCCAGAGAGUGUACCUCUUUUUUUUUUUUUUUUUUUUUUUUGGAGAAUGAGAUAGUAACUCUUUUGGACAUCAAGAAAAAUUAUGGGCCUCAAUGACGAGCCCAAUAACUCUAAUUAAUUUAGCCAAUUGAUUAAUGGGCUUUCACGUGCGAGAGAGGAGGUUAAAGACGAAAGGACAAUAGCCAGAGCGGUGACGUCACGGAGCAUCAUCAUACCUGACAAGAGUCAUCAUUCUACCCAGCAUGGUACAUGACGUGGCAGGGACAGGACCUGGUGGGGACCACAGGGGGGACGCCAUGAUGGUCCCUCCCCUCCUCAGAGGCAGACCGCCACUGACGGAACCACAGUGGCGAGAAAUAGAAGAAAAAAGAAAAGCAUCUGAAACCGUCCGGCUAGUUGUUCCCCGCAUCGCCGGCAGGGGCUCCCCUCUCAAAACGACGGCCGUCUGAUUGACGCGUCAAUCAAUGUCUUUUCCGGGCCGCCACGUGCCCGGGUCGAGGAGGAGGAGGAAGAGAAUUGUGGUUUUCGAUACCCAAGUGAAGUGAUGGUCCAUGGAGGCUUUUCGUGAGUGAUGAUAAGGGUUGAUGUGUCUCUGUACCACAAGUGAAAAUGGCUCUUCCGCUCUUGAGGACUGCACAUUGUAUAUGUUUCAGAGUCGGACCCCAAGGUACGUGAUGCGUCUUUGUAUGCAGCCGUAUCAAGUGAUGUAGUAUAUGUGUUCCGGUAGUAUUGUUAUGAGAGAGACAGUAAUAUUUGUCUGAUCAUCGAUGCGUUAAACAAUCUUUUGUAUGCAAGAGUACCAAGUGAUGUAGUAUGUGUG
Molecule: messenger RNA, 3754 nt
Organism: Rosa rugosa (rugosa rose)
Lineage: Eukaryota; Viridiplantae; Streptophyta; Magnoliopsida; Rosales; Rosaceae
Exons: 5
Coding region: 466-2910 (814 amino acids)
Biological process (GO): IMP biosynthetic process
Molecular function (GO): N6-(1,2-dicarboxyethyl)AMP AMP-lyase (fumarate-forming) activity
Source: RefSeq, a predicted model, not a curated record